This is a messenger RNA of Papilio polytes (common Mormon), 1440 nucleotides long. RefSeq names its product protein tilB homolog (gene tilB). Gene Ontology annotation, biological process: outer dynein arm assembly. The transcript has a single exon. The record is from RefSeq and is a predicted model, not a curated record. NCBI's taxonomy places the organism in Eukaryota, Metazoa, Arthropoda, Insecta, Lepidoptera, Papilionidae. Gene Ontology annotation, molecular function: protein binding. The coding region runs from base 71 to 1354 and encodes 427 amino acids. Gene Ontology annotation, cellular component: cytoplasm.
UAUUUUCACUAUCGUCAAUAAACGUCAAAUAGCGUUUUACAAACCAAAGUGAACAAAGAAGUUUUAUAAUAUGGUUAAAAUAAGUGUAGAAAUGGUGCGUAAGAAGGCGGAACAUCAUGACCGACUGUUGGCUCCUCUAGAAGAGAUAUCACUGCAUCAAGAAAACAUUGAGAAGAUUGAGUAUAUUCAAGAUUGGUGUCCGAAACUGAAAAUACUUCUCUUGCAAAGCAAUUUAAUAGCAAAGAUAGAAAACCUGAACAAACUCAAACACCUACAAUAUCUUAAUUUAGCGCUAAAUAAUAUCGAAGUUAUCGAAAACUUGGAUAGAUGUGAGUCUUUAACUAAAUUAGACUUAACUCUUAACUUUAUUGGAAAAAUUGUAAGCAUCGAAUCAUUAGUUGGGAACUACAACCUUCAGAAUUUAUACUUGACUGGAAAUCCUUGUACUGACUUCGACAAUUAUCGUGACUUUGUAAUUGGAACUUUACCACAGCUUUCUACUCUCGACGGAGUUGAAAUCGAUCGAUCGAACCGCAUCAUGGCGCUACAAAAUCUUCCACUUAUAAGAUCUGAUAUUUUAUUCGAACAACAAAAUUAUCUAUGCCAACGUCAAAAGCAAAAAGUAAGACUAGAAAAUGAUAUCACAAAUAAAUGGGAAAACGAAUACAAGGAUAUGGAUCCUGAAGAAAGGAAUAAAAAAUUUUGGGCCGAAAAAUGUGAGCACGCACCCGAAGUACGCUAUGAGAUAGAGCAUAUGCGACAAUUAAAACUAAAGAGUGAGGAACCAGAAAAGAAGGAAGAAAAAAAGCCUAUCAAGUUAUUUGCACCCGAUGGCCGACCCUUUAACAUAAAUCAAGCGAAAAUAAAAUUCUUGUUCAGUGACGCUGAGUCUGAUAAAUUCAUAUUAGAUUUGGCCGUGUACAAACACUUAGAUAGUAGCCUCCUUAAUAUAGAUGUCCAAACGAAUUACGUACGGGUUACUCUCAAAGGGAAAAUAUUUCAGCUCCAUCUACCGGAGGAAAUAGAGACUACCAACUCCGUAGCUGAGCGUUCACAAACAACUGGCCACUUAGUUGUGACGAUGCCCAAAGUUAAUGGUAUCGUCAAAACAAAGAUGGCGUUGAAAUUGAAUUCACAAAAUGAAAUAUAUCGAGAACGGGAAGAAAAUCUAACAGCUGCUACAGGACAAAGUAAAAGGGAAUUUCUGGAGAUUGGACCAGCUGAUGAACUUCUUGACUUUACUAAAAUUACGAGAAAGUCAAAUCCAACCUAUGUAGAUUCAAGAUUUAAGGUACACGAAAAGAAACCUUCGCAGAACUUUGUUGACGAUCCUGACGUCCCACCACUUAUUUAAUAAAAUAAUACUAAUUCAAAUAAAUACGUAUUUAAAAAAGGAUUGGUAAUUAACUGAAACAACCACUAGUUAAACAUAACAUAUAA